Dinoponera quadriceps is the source of this 480-nucleotide messenger RNA. RefSeq names its product glycine-rich cell wall structural protein 1.0-like. The coding region runs from base 7 to 480 and encodes 157 amino acids. The transcript is spliced from 3 exons. The record is from RefSeq and is a predicted model, not a curated record. NCBI's taxonomy places the organism in Eukaryota, Metazoa, Arthropoda, Insecta, Hymenoptera, Formicidae.
GGAGAGAUGAGAAGACGAUGCGAUACGAUGCCAGGCCUUUUGUUGAAUCUUCUCCUAGUCGUCCCACUAUUUAACUUGGCCAGCGCUGGUGGAGGGCACGGAGGACACAAACACGUGGUGAUCCACGUGCCAUACAAAGUAAAGACCAUCCACCACACGCACACAAUCACGAAGCAUAUACAUCAUGGCGGUGGCGACAAGUACGAGGUACUCGGAUACACCGUGGGUCAUCCAAUUGAUCUUCAUGGUGGAGGUCAUGGAGGAGGAGGAGGAGGUGGUUUCGGAGGUCACGACUUCGGCGGUGGCGGAGGCGGCGGGGGACACGACUUCGGUGGCGGCGACGGCGGCGGUGGGGGGCACGAUUUCGGAGGUGGCCAUCUAGAUUUCGGCGGCGGUGGCGGCGGUGGCGGCGGUGGUUACGAUUUCGGAGGUGGAGGUGGAUUCGGAGGCGGUGGUCACGAAGAAUGGUCGAGUCAUUAG